Trichomonas vaginalis G3 is the source of this 474-nucleotide messenger RNA. RefSeq names its product organellar and viral DNA polymerase type B. The record is from RefSeq and is a predicted model, not a curated record. NCBI's taxonomy places the organism in Eukaryota, Parabasalia, Trichomonadida, Trichomonadidae. The annotation marks the transcript as partial. The transcript has a single exon.
AUGAAUGAGAAACAAAUUCUCGGCGUUGCUGGUAGCAGUAAUGAUGUACACCUUAUGACAUUAGAAUAUUAUAACGAACAUAAAGAUGAACUGAAAGGAGAGAAGGGUGACACCGGACCUCAAGGACCACAAGGAAUACAAGGAAUACAAGGAAUACAAGGACCUCAAGGCGAAAACGGUUUGGAUGGUGAAGAUGGAAAGGAUGGAAAAACUGCUAAAUCAUGGAUAUGGAACCUUAUAAAUACUGGUUUAACAGCUGCUUCAUAUGGAGUUCUUCAAUACCAAAUCGGAAAGAUAUGGGCAGUACUUGGUGAAGAAGUUUUAGAUGACGUUAAAAAUGCUUUGAACUUCAUUUCAAAUGGUUCGGAUACUAUUAAAACUUUAUCUGGUUGGAUGCAAGAAACAAGGAGUCAAAUAGAUACUGUAAGACGUAUAGCAAACAAUGCACGUACGGGAUUGGAUACUUUACGAGAA